AUGAAAAUGUUAGCUGGAGUCUAGGAAUAUCUACAAAGUACAAAUAAAAAUGUAAAUAAACAUACAAUAAAAUAGAUUAACGAAGAAUAAACAGAAAUAAAAGAAAUAAGGAUGGAGGAAAGUCUAAAUAGAUCAGAAAAUUACAUUUAAUGGUAUAAUGGACUAUAUCAUGCAUUUGAUUACCUACAACUCUAUUGAUUGUGAAAUUUUAUAGAAAUAGAUAUUUAAAGGAUUAAGAGAUUACUUGAUUAAUUUAUAAGACAAUUAUGUAUAUUUGACCCAAUAACUUGGGAAAAAAUUAUAUUCAGAAAUUUAGUGCAAUAAGGAUCACUCUAGCCCUUUCUUCUAUUAUUUGAAUAGCAGAGUCAAGAAAAGAAUUAGAUGGGAGGUGGAAUAUUUUCCUCAGAAAGAUGGAAAGAAACGAAGUUACUAGAAACCAUAGUAAUUCUCCCUUAUGCAGAUGAUGUAGUAAUAAUAGCAAACCAAGAUAUGGUUCAUAUGAGUGAAAAAAUCUCAUAGAAAUAGCUGUACAUUUAGUUUUAAAGGUAACUUUUAGAAUAGUUCAUAUUUGAGAAUCUGGAUAACAAUAAGAGUUAAUCUAAAACACAAUAUGGAAAUAACCAUAAUUUAUGCAAAAAUAUAAAUUAUUAUCGUUAGAUGUGCUACCAUUCACAAGGUACUGUAAUCUGUUAAUGUAAAUGAAAAGAAAACAACUACAAUAAAAUGGCAAAAGAUAAGAAGGAACUCAUUUAGAAUAGUAUAGGGACUAAACAAGAAUUUUCCAAAAAGAGUUGUUGAUAGCUUAAUUGGUUGACUUGAAUUUUGACGAAAAAAAAAAUAGAUACCUAAGAAGAUCAUUCAGGAAUGAAAUUUUUAGAAGGAGUGUAUAUGACCUUGAUGAGGAGGAGAAGCUUAUAAAAAUUUUCACUUAUACAAUUACAUCUAAUUUCAAAUAUCGAUUUUAGGAAGGUACCAAUACAAGUGCAGGUAACUGGGAAGGAGGCGCAUCAAGAUACUAGAAAUUUAUAGAAACUCAAAUGGAAUAUAUUUGCGAAAUGAACUUGAAAAGUAAGAAGAAAUUAAAGAAAUGGAACAACAAGCCAGUCAAUGGACCAAAGAAGAAGGGGAAAGAAGAAAGUUCAUUCUCUAUAAGAAGAGUAGUAGGAAAUUCGUUCUUUGAACUUCCAACAAAUGGAUAAAAAAAAAAAAAGCGAAAUCCAUAGUAAGAGACUGACAUUAAUGCACAUAUGGGAUCAUCUAUGGGGAAAAGUCGGAAACUGAAAGGAAGAAGUAGAGAAGAUACUAAAAAGAGUUGAAGAGCAUUUGCCAAAAGAAUAAAAAAACUAUCAUUUUUGAACGUGACACUUAUGAAAGAAAACAAGCAAAGAAAUUAAAUGAAAUAUCAUAACAUAAUUUUCUGUCAUAAAAAAGAAUAUUCCAAACUGCAUUUAUAUGUAAUUCUUUAUUUGAUGAGGAAUAUGGUCAAUUAAGAAAUAUUAAGCUUGAAAAGUAAAUAAAUAGAACGAAGCAAAAUUUUUUUGAUGAAAAAAAUAGUAUUUAAAAUUUAAUCUAAUAGUUGACCUUCAGAUCAAAAGCAUACAAUCAUUAAUGAAGAGUUUCAUCAAUUCAAAUUUCAGAGAGUAUUAAUCAAUAUAGAGAUCUGAUUGUUGA
This is a messenger RNA of Paramecium octaurelia, 1671 nucleotides long. NCBI's taxonomy places the organism in Eukaryota, Ciliophora, Oligohymenophorea, Peniculida, Parameciidae. The record is from the annotation of a GenBank genome assembly.